UUUGCCUGUCCCGGACUUGCUCGUCCCGGUCGUAACUGGGACGCUCACGUUCGGCGAGAGCACGACGCCGUACCGAACGCAACGUACAAAUACGCACACAGCCGGACUGAGGCUCGUCCGUAUGGCGCCAGCAGUGCGUGCGGUAGGAAGCUUUUAUUGUGGACAUUUUGCCUCUUAACGGAGACGUGCUAAGCCAAUGCUAACCGAGGGUGCCCGUUGGUCGACAUCGUUAGCAUCCUCACGUUAUUGUUGACAAUACACGAUUGAGUCUUCAAACGGUCCGCCUAAAGGGGCGAGCGCCGAGAUAAGCGACCAUGUCCGUGUUAGUCGCAGCUUGGUGACACGAGAACGAUGAAACUUGACAAGUUAGGGAUUCCCGAAAGUCCAAACCGCCCAACGCUUUGUCACCAUUCGAGAAAAGCCAAACUGUUAAUGCAUUAAACUAUUGCCGGAAAUCCACUUGAAUGGAGUUGCCAAGGGUAUAGGAGUAAGACAAGCGGUCGGGGUUAUGCCACUGCACACGUUCGUCAUGGAGAACGGACAGCACGGCAACACGACAACGACGACGACGACCAGGCUCGGCCUGCCUCCGCUGACUCCUGACCAGCAGGAGGCGCUGCAGAAGGCUAAGAAGUAUGCCAUGGAGCAGAGCAUCCGGAACGUUCUCGUCCGGCAGAACAUUGCUCAGCAACAGCAGCUCGGCGGACUGCAGAUGGCAUCUUUGCCAAUGGGUUUAGGUGAACUCUCACCUCUGCAAUCAGUGGCGGCCCAACGCCAGCGCGCCCUGGCCAUCAUGUGUCGCGUGUACGUGGGCUCCAUCUACUACGAGUUGGGAGAGGACACCAUCAGGCAGGCCUUCAUCCCCUUCGGACCCAUAAAAAGCAUCGAUAUGUCCUGGGACUCCGUCACGCUCAAGCACAAGGGUUUCGCAUUUGUGGAGUACGAGACGCCGGAAGCCGCUCAGUUGGCACUGGACCAAAUGAACUCGGUCGUCCUGGGAGGGCGAAACAUUAAGGUGGGCCGGCCCAGCAACAUUGGGCAGGCGCAGCCGAUCAUCGAGCAGCUGGCGGAGGAAGCUCGCGUCUUCAACAGGAUCUACGUGGCCUCUGUUCAUCCCGACCUGUCGGACGGCGACAUCCGGAGCGUCUUCGAGGCCUUCGGCAAGAUCAAGUCGUGCAUGUUGGCCCGCGAGCCCACCACGGGCCGCCACAAAAGCUACGGUUACAUCGAGUACGACAAGCCUCAGUCUGCAGUUGACGCAGUGGCCUCCAUGAACCUGUUUGACCUGGGCGGCCAGUACUUGCGAGUGGGGAAGGCCGUCACCCCGCCCGUGCCGCUCAUCACCGCCUCGGGAGACCUCACUGGAGCCGGCAACUUUACUGCACAGGAUCCAGUUGGAGCGUCGGUGCUGCGAGCACUGGCCGGUCUUCCCCAAGGAGUCAUGGCGGCUCAGGCUCCAGGUGUCAUUACAGGCGUGACCCCGGCUCGACCCGGGCUACCGCAAGUAGCUCUGGUUAAUCCCGUCCUGGCCACGCCCCCUGCCCCGAGGACGCAGGAAGCGCUCCACCAGGGGGCACACUUGGACCCGAGUCAACACGAACAGAUGGACGGAGCCCACGACAUCAACAAGAUCAUCCGCAAUCCCAAAUCCCGCGUCAUGGUUUUGAGGAACAUGGUGGGCCAGGACGACAUUGACGACGACCUGGAGGGAGAGGUCACCGAGGAAUGCGGGAAGUUUGGCCAGGUCAAGCGAGUGGUCAUCUACCAGGAACGUCAGGGAGAGGAAGAGGACGCCGCCGUCAUCAUCAAGAUCUUCGUCGAGUUCUGCCACACGGCCGAGAUGAACCGAGCCGUUCGGGCUCUGGACCGCCGUUGGUUUGGAGGUCGCAAAGUGGCGGCCGAGGCGUACGAGCAGGAACGCUUUGAAAAUAACGACCUCUCGGCGUAGACGGUGGCGCGAUGGCAAACGGCUGUGGGCCGCCGCCUCCACAGGAAAUAACGUAAGGGGGCAGCGGCGGAAGGUCCCGCUUCGGUUUCGGAACCUGAAUGGACGUCCUCGCUCUCAGUUGACACGUCGGUUCUGAGGACACCAUUUAAAAACAGGAAGUGGACGUAAAGUACCUGGGUGACUUUUUUGGCCUGUCUUAAUCAGAGUAAAUGUUUGUCAUUGUGGCAAGCGUAUUCACACCGCUUUGCUCACGAGCCAACUUGAUUUGACUCAAACGCGAUGUCGACAAACACUUUGUAAAGGUUUGUCUUUGUUUUAUAUAAAAAGCAAACAAAGAAAAUCAGCAAAACAUUUCAUAGUUGUUUAUCUGACGUCAUCGCCC
Syngnathoides biaculeatus (alligator pipefish) is the source of this 2330-nucleotide messenger RNA. RefSeq names its product poly-U binding splicing factor a (gene puf60a). Gene Ontology annotation, biological process: alternative mRNA splicing, via spliceosome; mRNA splice site recognition; regulation of alternative mRNA splicing, via spliceosome. The transcript is spliced from 10 exons. Gene Ontology annotation, cellular component: precatalytic spliceosome; catalytic step 2 spliceosome. NCBI's taxonomy places the organism in Eukaryota, Metazoa, Chordata, Actinopteri, Syngnathiformes, Syngnathidae. Bases 509 to 1948 code for a protein of 479 amino acids. Gene Ontology annotation, molecular function: RNA binding. The record is from RefSeq and is a predicted model, not a curated record.